UUUCCGGUUUGUCACUGUUGACUUCCGGAAACAUGGCGGACACCGGGGCUGCGGACGAUCACUGGCGAAAUGCGAGGGGAGUGUAGUGAACCCUAGAGGUUACAGGCUCUGACAAACGUGUCCGCCGCGGUGACCGUAUUUCAGUCUUAUGUGUGAAUCUGUAUCAACAUCGUAGACUAAAAUAGUUCCGGUCAGACAGCUUUACAUACACUGUCAAACACUGUCUGACAUUAGCAGCUUAGGAAAGAGACGUUGAUCAAACCAUGUCGUGCUGGUUUCUCUACCAAUCGCGCUUUAUUCACGGACAGUAUUAGCUGGGUUUUAUAAAAGACAGUUUUAUGACACACAUGCGGCCUCAGCAGUCAGAUCCUGUGAAAUGUUCAGUGCAGUAGCGUGCUAGCUAGCGCACAAAUCUGCUUUUCUUCCGGGGCCUUGUUAGAUGCUCUAUAAAUAUUUCUUUUGCGAUAUGUCAGACUCUGUUCAGGCUUUAUUAAAGGAGUUUUUUAUUGUGCACCCUUUCAGCACGACUAGCUGAAUCGAUUUGAUUUGUUUGCAAUAAUCUUUCCAAUGUCACAGAGUUCAUCUUCCUGACAUCCAUCCAUGCGCCAUCCUCUCAGAUAAACAUGAGUCUUGUCUUUAGCUUCACUGUCGUACCACCCCAUAUACCAUGCUGGUGCUGCCAGUUCGCUUUGGCCUCUUAACCUGCAGGAGAUUCUCCUCGCCCCACCAGCCUUCUCGCCUAUUGAGUCCCGGUGCUGUCACUAGAAUGUACACCACACGCAUGUACAGUGGUGGUGGAGGCAAGCCGGCUCGCCGCAUUGGCCUGAUCGGAGGAGGGCCGCCCAUGCUGGAGAACCACCAUCAUCCGCUCCCUCCCCAUCAUCCUCAUGUCCACCAGCCUCAAAAUUACCCAGCUGUUUAUCAAGCCCGCCUUGAUGCCCACCGACCACAUUUCCAGACCCACCAACACUACCACACGCACCCGCAGGUCGCCCACCUCCCUGCUCCGCAUUAUCAGCCCCAUGCGCAUUUGCACCACAGCAAGAAGAAGACCUGGAACUUCAUCCACGAGAAAAUGAGCUACGACACUUUCUUUACCAUGAAGCGGCUGAUCGAUCGAUCACGCACCGUGGAUGAAGUUCUCCGCUGGGUGACGCAGAAUCCGGGAAAGAUCUCGCACAAUCAUUACCCCAUUGCUCUACAGAAGAUCGGUCAGCUUCUGGUUCUGCAGCAGGCUGGGAGCGGAGCCGGCGGUGGAGGAACGGGUGAAGGAGCUUUGGAAGGGGAGAACGCCAUACGACAAAUUCUGGACAAUCAAGAUUUUCAGACGCUCUGUGAUGCUAUAGUCAAUGACUGCUCUAAGUUCGACAACUUCAGCAUUGUUAACUGCCUUUAUGCUGUUGCUGCCCUUGGGCUGCCCAGUGACUCUCAGAUCGUGCAGGUUCUGGAGGAAGAGUCUCAAGCUCGCCUGUCCCAGUUUAACCAGAAGGACAUCUCCAUGGUGUUCAGCAGCAGCAUGAAGCUCCAUCCGUCCAGCCAGCACCCUUUGAUUGAGUCUUGUCUCGCCGGGCUAGAGAAGAACAUCGAGCGGGAGCGACACCCCCAGACGCUUUUCCUCCUCCUCUCUUACUACCGCACCAAAUGGAGAGCACUGCGGGUGGCCGACGGAUCCUCUCCGGAGCAGCUGGUGGUGAACCGGAAGAUCCUGAGGCUGGUUAAGCACACGUUGGCCAGUGUCAGCAGCGUGAGGGACCAUGAGAUGGCACUGCUGGAUGAGAUGCUGUCAGCAUGUGCCAGAGAGGCAAGCAACAAGAGCCUUGAGCUUAUCUUCAGCUCCCAUCUCUUUUACCAGAACAGGCAGGAGAAGUUUGUGAGCAGCCUCGCAGAGGAGUUGCCGAAAAAGGUUGACAGCAUCACACCUUACACCAUGGCCCUCAUUGCAAAGUACAUCGCUCGCCAUCGUCUCAGAGAGACACGGCUGCUGGACACUAUCGCUGAAUUUUUAGUCAAGAAGGGCGAAUACCUGGACAGCAAGGUGAUCCAGAAGCUUGUUUUCCCAUUCAGUCGUAUGAGUUAUCGGCCUGCAAACGAGGCUCAGUUCUUCUCCAAGCUGGAGAUGGUGCUGGAACUAAAAGCUUUGAGCUCUCCGCUGGCCACCGUUAACAUCCUCAUGUCUUUGUUCCAGCUGGGUCAUUUUCCAGGGCUUGUGCUGCACCGUGUCUUCUCGCCAUCAUUCAUCAGUAACGUCACCAACAGCCCAUACGCCCUGAUUGUACGUCGCUAUCUUUCACUGCUGGAUGCAGCUGUAGAGUUGGAGUACAGUGACUAUACUGGACCUCGUCUUCAAGACACCCAUAAAGUGCUCAUGUUUGACCAUGCUUUAACUGCAGAUGAGGUGAACCGCAAAUACAGUUAUAAAGGUCUGGUUGCAGAGGCGCUCCGGCAGCUUGUCGGCGAACACGGCUACAAACAAGAUGAGGUUCUUGCACCAGGAUAUUACACAGAUUUCCUACUGUGGAUCGAUAGCACGGGCCGUGUUCUUUCCAUCAGAACUGGGACGACGGCAGCAUCAUUAGCAGCAGGUUCGACCCCCUGCGUAUUGCUGGACCUCAAAUCUCCCGAAGGUUCGGGCUCCGUCGCGACUCUCACCACCGACUUCCAGAAGUUUUCUCCCUUCGUCCCAUCACUAGAGGAAGAGGGUGAGAAACGAUCAGUGGAGGAACCUGACUUCCUCUCCGCUCACAUACGCCCCACGGCGACAACAGCGGUCGCUCAGAGAGUCGGUCCUAAUGGAGCUGUAACUCUAGACUAUAACCCAUAUUACACAUCUUCAGAUUACUACUCUACAUUGGCCAAGGAGCACUCUCUAGAGAGCCAGGACAGCUCAACUCUAAGUAGUCCAUCAGACUGCCUGACCCAGGCAGGGCCUUCGGUUCCAGGGACAGGUGCACCGCAAGACUCCCUCUUUCAGUUCUCCAUUGGAAAAAUUCUGGAGGAUGAAGGGGGUGCCGCUAUUUCAACAGGAGCAAACCCAGGGCAGGAUUGUGAGAUCGCUACGUUUUAUGAAGGUGUGUCGUAUCCAGAGGGUGGUGAGAGCGAUGUAGUGGCCAGUUCUCCGCUGCAGCUUCAUAACACAGACAACCCAGAAGCAGAUCGGACCACGGGAGAGCAAGUUAAAAGGGUUAUAAUGUCUGUGAAUGAUAAAUGGCAUUAUUGCCAUAAUUCUGACGUGCUGGUUGGAUCCAGGGCAAUGAGAGACCGCCACUUGCAGUUACUGGGCUACAUUAUACUACAGCUGCCCUAUUUGGAGUUGGAGAAGCUGAAUGGGAUCGAGGAAGUGAAGCAGUAUCUACACAAAAAGUUGCUGGAAGUUCCUUUAUGACAUCAUCAAUGGAGUGUGUUUGUGUGCCUCGAAAGCGUGUGCAACAGUUCGCUUUAAGAAAGACUGUUGUGUACGUGUGUGUAUGCGAGCAUCUGAAUGCGUGCUGUUACACACAGGAUGUGAACAGUCCUUGUUUUAGGGACAACAUCUGUCGACAGGAGGAAUCUGGGUGGGUGUUACAUUAGUUCUUUAAUUAUAGAGAGGUCUCCUCUUGGCAAAUUAAGUGGUAUAUGUAGUCAUUUUAAAUGUGCCAGGAUGUUUGAAUGAUGCAUCGUUUGCUUUAUCGAUCAUACAAUACUUAGCCAAUGAUGAAGGGCCAUUUCAUUCUCUGCGAGGGAACUGUUCUCAAUAUACUUCAGUAGCACUUCUGAAAUAUUUUUAUCUUGUCCAGAGUGUUUUGUUAUAUUUGGGUAAUUCGUGUGAUCACUAAGGGAUAGGAGAUGUUAGUGGUUUAUUAUUAUAUGUUCCGCAGCAAUUACGUGUUUUUGUUUUCGAUGGUGGUCCCACAUCUCUCUUUGUCCUCACUGUUAUUUUGAUGUGUUUAGGUGCAAGUUUGGGAGUGUGGACACAAAGUUUGUUAUUGGGGGCAGGUAUGAAAUAUAAUAUAUUUUGUCGAGAUGCACCUGGUGUAAACGCAAGUGUGGAGUGGUCUGGUAAUGAGUUGUAAUUUUAAAUUCAGCCACCAAGACCAUUGCUGCUCUUUGAUUUUAAACCUGAAAGAAUGGUGGGUUUAAGAGUAAAUAUGGAUGUAUGUUAAAAUACAUGGGGUAUUUAUAUCUGUUGAGUAAAGUCUUAUGCGCUUAUUGAAAGUGAACUUUACAUAGUUGGAAAAAGGAAAAUUAAUUAUUAUAUACAGGAAAGGGAUAUAUAUUUUAUUUUCUCAGAAAGUUUAUCAGCUUUGGUGUUGUGGGGGAAAGCAAUGCACCCAGUUAACUGUAGGAUAAUUGUUAAAUAAUGUUUUCAUCUCUCCCAUGUUAAAGAAUGUAACGGUUUUAGAUUGUGCCUUUACAAAAUGGAUUUCCUGUCCAAAAUUCAAAUAAAUUAUAAUAAUUCUAAAGAAUAAUGAAUAAAAUUCACCUUUACUUUUAAAAUAA
This is a messenger RNA of Misgurnus anguillicaudatus (oriental weatherfish), 4476 nucleotides long. It is a transcript of the gene fastk, whose product is annotated as Fas-activated serine/threonine kinase. The record is from RefSeq and is a predicted model, not a curated record. Gene Ontology annotation, biological process: regulation of mitochondrial mRNA stability; mitochondrial RNA processing. Gene Ontology annotation, molecular function: RNA binding. Gene Ontology annotation, cellular component: mitochondrial matrix; ribonucleoprotein granule. NCBI's taxonomy places the organism in Eukaryota, Metazoa, Chordata, Actinopteri, Cypriniformes, Cobitidae.